Messenger RNA from Pollicipes pollicipes, 962 nucleotides. Its product is annotated as trafficking protein particle complex subunit 5. Lineage: Eukaryota; Metazoa; Arthropoda; Thecostraca; Pollicipedomorpha; Pollicipedidae. The coding region runs from base 255 to 815 and encodes 186 amino acids. Gene Ontology annotation, biological process: endoplasmic reticulum to Golgi vesicle-mediated transport. The record is from RefSeq and is a predicted model, not a curated record. The transcript has 5 exons. Gene Ontology annotation, cellular component: TRAPPII protein complex; TRAPPI protein complex; TRAPPIII protein complex.
UUAUUAUUUAAACCAGGUAUGACCAAGAUGGAAAUCUGGACAAAGUCAGUAUGAGAAGGAUGAUUAUAGGCUUGUGGCAGCUGUUAGACCUAUGAAGUUUAAAUAAAGUGCUUGACAUUCUGUUUUGUUACAAGCUCUUGCUGCUGCUGGUAAAUGGCUCCAAAUAGAGUUGAAAAAUUGAAAGACAGAAUUGAAAAGUUAGCCCAUGCACCACACAGUGAGCGGCUGCUGAAGGCUGCCCGGCUUCUAGCACCAUGAUGUCCUCCAAGCCUAAGGCGUGCAUCCUGGACCGUUCACUGAGCAGAGGCAAGGGUGAAGUGAAUCUCAGCCUGUUCGCCCUGCUCUUCGCCGAGAUCGUCCACUACACCCACAACCGGGUGCAGUCAGUGUCCGAGCUGCAGAACAAGCUGGCGGAGAUGGGGUAUCACGUGGGUAUCCGGAUGCUCGACCUCAUCGUUGUUCGAGAGCGGAAUCUCAAGCGGGAGACCAAGAUACUGAACAUACUGCUAUUUAUUAAGGGCACCUUCUGGAAGACCAUGUUCGGCAAGGAGGCGGACAAGCUGGAGCACGCCAAUGACGACGAGCGCAUGUACUACAUCAUCGAGAAGGAGCCGCUGGUCAGCACCUUCAUCUCGGUGCCCAAGGACAAGGGCAGCCUGAACUGCGCCGCAUUCGUCGCUGGCAUGAUCGAGGCCGUGUUGUGCGGCUCAAACUUCCGGGCCAAGGUGACGGCCCACUGGCACAAGGGCACGACGUUCAUGGUGCGCUUCGAGAGCUCGGUGCUGACCCGGGACGCGCAGGUGGACGGCCGGUAGGUGCUCACGAGCCCGGGCCACACCGGGACAGCACGAGACGGACCCGGACUGCCCCCAGCAGGGUGCGGAGCCGCGGGCCGGGUCGCGACUCGCGGCGAACUUCGGUCGCGGCCACGCGCGCCGCUGCUGGACACGGUCGCCGUCGGA